UAAAGUAAAUGUUUACUUUCAUUUUAAUGUAGAGUAGUGCGCUAUAAAUUGUAAUCAUUCUCGGUUAAGCUAAACUGUAACGAUCUUCUACUACCAGGCAGAUGGGCUACAUUCUGUCAUCCGUCGAUUUUGAUUCUGCAUUGCAAGUAGGACUAGAUCUAAAUCAUCAGACGAAAAUUCAAAGCGUAAUGACUCAAAAUUUAACGCGAGUCAGCUGAUAGAUUUCGAGGUCAUUAGAUAGAACGAUCGCGUCCAGUUGAUGACUAUCACCAUGUCAGAAACUGACCAAAAUGAAGACCCGUCAGGAUCUUUCUUAACGUUGGAAAGUAUUGAUGUCAACAUUUACAGAGCUUCAGCCAAGAGUCUUUGGCGACCAGUGGGUUCCAGGUUUGUCUUUGGUGGACAGGUGGUUGGUCAAGCAUUGACAGCAGCGUUCAAUACAGUACAAGAGCCACUUUUACUACACAGUCUUCACUGUUACUUUUUAAGGGGAGGCAAUAAUGAAAAGCCCAUUGUGUACCACGUGGAUCGUACUCGUGAUGGCAAGACAUACACCAGCCGAAAUAUCAAGGCCACACAAGAUGGUGUUCCCAUAUUCUCCAUGCAGGCCUCUUUUAAAAUAGAUGAGACAGACCCACUGGAACAUCAGUUCACAAUGCCUGUAGUCCCCAAUCCAGAAGAUUUAAUCAGUUCCAAAGAAUAUAUGAAAAACAGAUUAGAAACAGAGGAAUUGACAGACAUCCAAAGAAUGAGGAUAAGCGAAUACCUGACACAGUCCAUCCAUAUAGAAUCCCGUCCUGUAGACCCACUGGUCUAUCACGGUCAGAAACAGGGAGAACCUCGGCGCUAUGUCUGGGUCAGAGCCAUGGAACAUAUAGGUGAUAAUAUGCAGCUGCAGCAGUGUGUUGCUGGAUUCAUAUCAGACUUGGCUCUACUAGGAGCUGCAAGACAGCCAGCCCCUGUUGGGUAUCAAUUGGGGUUUGUUACAUCAUUAGACCACAGUAUGUGGUUUCACAAUCCCUUCCGAGCAGACGAGUGGAUGCUGUAUGAAAUUGAGAGUCCGCAAUGUGGUAAAGGCAAAGCCUUUGCUACCGGCCGGAUGUGGAGGAGAGAUGGCACCUUAGCAGUGUCCAUUGCACAGGAGGGAGUCAUGAGAUCAAAGAUUUGAACAGCAAAAGAAAACUGAGAAUUAUUUUUUUCAAAAUGUGAAAUGUACAAGAAAUAUUCUUAUAUUGCUGUGCAUGCAAGUAAAUAUUGUAUGAUUUUAUGUAGAUAAAUAUGUUUAUUGAGGAA
Ostrea edulis (European flat oyster) is the source of this 1293-nucleotide messenger RNA. Its product is annotated as acyl-coenzyme A thioesterase 8-like. Gene Ontology annotation, cellular component: peroxisomal matrix. NCBI's taxonomy places the organism in Eukaryota, Metazoa, Mollusca, Bivalvia, Ostreida, Ostreidae. The record is from RefSeq and is a predicted model, not a curated record. Gene Ontology annotation, molecular function: fatty acyl-CoA hydrolase activity. Gene Ontology annotation, biological process: fatty acid catabolic process; acyl-CoA metabolic process. The coding region runs from base 260 to 1168 and encodes 302 amino acids. The transcript is spliced from 6 exons.